Venturia canescens is the source of this 2807-nucleotide messenger RNA. RefSeq lists its product as uncharacterized. The transcript has 2 exons. The record is from RefSeq and is a predicted model, not a curated record. Bases 140 to 1138 code for a protein of 332 amino acids. Lineage: Eukaryota; Metazoa; Arthropoda; Insecta; Hymenoptera; Ichneumonidae.
UUCAUUUCAUUAACCUAAUCGCCCGAAAUCCCACAAUUGGUGACCCCGACGUGAUUGUCGUAAAAAGUGCGUAAAAGAACAUCUCGGUAACCUCAAAAUCGACACGUGGUAAAAAAAAAGGGAAAAAAUUUCGAUCACGAUGACCGAACGAACACCACUGCCGAACAGGAAUAAAACAGAAACCGGAGGAAAUAGUGAGGACGAAGAAAGCGUAAAAGAUACAGAUUUCACCGACUGCGUCGACGAUGCAGCGUCCACUUCGCACAAUACAGAAAAGGUAGGACAAGGGCGAAGCCAAAUAGGUGAUAUGGCUGGAUUGCUGAGCGAGAACGUGAUUUCCGCUAUAAGCAAAGUGCAACUCUCGACGUUCCGUCCAGACAGACCAGAUCUGUGGUUCUUUAUUGUCGAAUCUGAUUUUGCGGCAUCAAGGAUCACAAGAGAUGAUACAAAAUAUAUAGCGGUACUGAAAGCGCUCGAUUCGCACAUGCUGGAUGAAAUCUCAGACGUCGUACUAAAUCCCCCAGCCCGAGAUAAAUACAACCAUCUCAAAAAGGUAAUCAUUCAACGCUUCUCGAAAUCAAAGGAACGGCAAUUAUCAAAACUGCUGAACGAUGCCACGCUUGGAAAUAAGAAGCCAUCGCAAUUGCUAAGAGAAAUGAGAGAGCUCGCAGGAGGUGGACUGAGCGAAGACGUUCUACACUCCCUGUGGCUGAUGCGAAUGCCUACAAAUAUGCAACCGAUGCUAAUGAUGUCGAACAACAUAGAUCUCAAUGGGCUCGCAGAAAUGGCGGACAGGGUCCUGGAUACCACAAGUUUCUCACAGGUCAUGGCGACAACAACGGUGCCACCAAAGAGUCAGCGAAACUGCAGCGACUGCUCUACACUGGCCGAAGAGGUACAAGAGUUGAGACAAAUGGUCGCCCAACUUCUAAAAAAUUCACAACUGGGUCAACAAAGCAAAGAUGGAAACAACAACUCCAGCAAUAACAAUCAACAAGGAAAUCAAAGGAGAUCAAGAUCAAGAUCGUUCAAACCGCACCGUAAUGGGAUUUGCUUCUACCAUCAAAGAUAUGGUGAUGUAUCAUACAAAUGUAUUCGACCGUGCAGCUACAAACCCAAAACGAACCAGGGAAACUAGCUCGGCUGUCACCAGUACGGGCACUCGGUGACAGCGACGUCGACAACAAUAACGUUUCACCGCCUGAACUUCGACUGAAUGUUUAUGACAGCAAUACUCGUCUGACGUUCCUUGUUGAUUGCGGGUCGUCAGUAUCAGUAAUCCCAAUCAGAGUAUUGAAACAGUAAUCAACAAAAUGCGGAAAGAACCUCUACCCUGCAAACCGGACGGCAAUUAAAACUUACGGGGAGCAGGUGAUCCUAGUAAAUUUGGGAUUAAGAAGAGAAUUCCGUUGACCAUUUAUAAUUGCAGACAUCCAAUCACCAAUAAUUGGGGCCGAUUUAAUCGCAUAUUACGGAAUAUUAAUAGAUCUAAAAAACCAAAGAUUAGUGGACCCAAAAACUUCAGUAACAUCUCAAGGAACCAUCGCUGAGACUUCAGUAUAUAAUAUCUCGACUGUCAACAAGGAGGGUGAGUACACCGAUUUGUUGAAUAUGUAUCUGGACGCAAGCAAGCCAGCGAGAGUUACAUGUGUAAAAACUGGCGAAAACAAGGUUGAACAUCAUAUACAAACAACGGGACCUCCGGUCGCUCAACGGCCUAGGAGAGUAGUUGGGGAAAAACUUAAAGCUCUUCGGGAUGAAAUAGCAUAUUUACUCGAGCAAAACAUGAUUAGGCCAUCCAAUAGCGAAUGGACCAGUCCAGUACAUCUGCAACCAAAACCAGCAGGGGGUUGGAGAUUGUGCGGAGAUUUUCGUGGUCUUAAUGCAAUUACUGUUCCAGAUCAAUACCCGACAGGACACAGUCACGAUCUAUUUCAGGCGUUACACGGAAAAAAAGUCUUCUCAAAGCUCGAUCUCACCAGGGCGUAUCACCAGAUCCCGAGGGCCAGCGAGGAUAUAAAAAAGACAGCAAUAACAACGCCAAUAGGAUCAUUCGAAUUCCUGGUGAUGCAAUUUGGGUUGCGAAACGCAUCCCAAACUUUCCAAAGACACAUGGACACAAUAUUCAGAGAUCUCGACUUCGUAAUCAUCUACAUAGACGACAUAUUGGUAAGACUGAACUAAUCUUCCAAGGAUACGAGAUCGACAAGAACGGAUACAAACCGCCAAACGAACGAGUCACAGCCAUCGCCGAGUUUCCAAAGCCCGAGACAAUCAUGGAAUUACGCAGAUUCUUGGGACUCAUCAAUUAUUACCGUCGAUGCAUCCCAAAUGCCGCGAAAGUACAGGCGCCGCUUAAUGAAUAUUUAAAAAAUUCAAAAAAAAAUGACAAGAGAAAAAUAGAGUGGACCGAUGAAGCAGAAAAGGCGUUCGAGGAUUGUAAGCGAAGUAUCAUAACGGCAACUCUGACUCGAUUCUUAUCGCCAGACUCGCCACUCACCCUGACGACAGAUGCGUCGGACACUGCUAUUGGCGCUACGGUGGAGCAAAAAGAAGAUGGAGAAUGGGCACCAGUCGGAUUUUUCUCAAGAAAAUUGAACGCAACUCAACGGAACUACAGUACAUACGACAGGAAACUGCUAGCGAUCUACGAGGCAAUAAAGUUCUUUCGCCAUAUUCUAGACGGCAGGAAUUUUGUUGUUCGCACCGAUCACAAGCCAUUAACAUUCGCAUUCAAACAAAAAGCGAAAAAGCUAUCACAACGCAUAAUACGUCAGCUCGAUUACAUAUCCCAAUUCACAACAGAG